Molecule: messenger RNA, 2411 nt
Organism: Linum trigynum
Lineage: Eukaryota; Viridiplantae; Streptophyta; Magnoliopsida; Malpighiales; Linaceae
Source: the annotation of a GenBank genome assembly
CUGUCAUUCUUGGGACUAGAUGGUUGUGUGCGAUAUAUGGAACACCUAGGUUUUGAACUCGAUAGUUAAUAGGGGAAGAAAACAAAUUGAUCAAAGAGUAACAAUGUUUCAUAGAUAGAACCUCUAUGUUUAUAUCCUAUUGUUAAUGUCAUGCAUAAUCAUUUGUUUACAUGAGAGUUAUCCUAAUUAACUUGAAUUCGAGUUAUCGAGACAACAUUGGUUCAACAACCAUCAAUCCACAUCAAUAUAGACUCGAUCAGAAUUCACACAAGUAUUUUUUAUCCGUUCAUGGGUGGAUCGACCAAAAACUGCGAGUGAACCACACACUUGAUUAUUAAAAUUUUAAUUUUCUCCAAUAAUUUGGUUUCCUAUAAAAGUAGAGAGAGGUAAAAAAGAAAAAAAAGAAUGGGAAAAAGGAGUGGUGAUUAUCGAACAAAAUUAAAGAGAGAGAGGAGAGAGGCAUUAGUUUCUUCGCCACCGUCCUUUCCCUAUUUUCUCUCUCUUUCUUUCUCCACUCUCUCCCGAAAGAAUUUUUUUUUUUCGAAAGACAAGAGGCUCUGAAACUCGAAAUCUAGGGUUUCAAUUUCCGUAUCAUACAUUUCUGGUUCGUGUUUUGUUCACGGGUUGAUUCCGAUUGAGAGAAAGGGUAGGAAGAGUAGAAAAAAGAUUGAAGAGUUCGAUCUAGAAGGGAUCUGGAUCUGUUGUUAAAAGGAAGGAGGAAGAGAGAAAAUGAGCUUGGAUUCGGUUCCUUCGAGCACUCAUGGAAGCCUCGACGAGCAGAUUAAUCAGCUUAUGCAGUGCAAGCCAUUAUCUGAGCAAGAGGUGCGGGGGUUAUGUGAGAAGGCUAAGGAAAUUCUGAUGGAAGAAAGCAAUGUCCAGCCGGUCAAAAGCCCUGUUACAAUCUGUGGCGAUAUUCAUGGGCAAUUCCAUGAUCUUGCAGAGCUUUUUCGCAUCGGAGGAAAGUGCCCAGAUACAAAUUACCUGUUCAUGGGAGAUUACGUGGAUCGUGGGUACUACUCUGUUGAAACUGUGACCCUGCUGGUGGCCUUGAAAGUGCGUUAUUCCCAAAGGAUUACCAUUCUGAGGGGAAAUCACGAGAGUCGUCAGAUUACUCAAGUUUAUGGAUUCUAUGACGAGUGCCUGAGGAAGUAUGGAAACGCAAAUGUGUGGAAGAUCUUUACAGAUCUUUUUGACUAUUUUCCACUGACAGCAUUGGUGGAGUCAGAGAUUUUUUGUCUUCAUGGUGGAUUGUCUCCUUCCAUUGAAACCCUCGACAAUAUCCGCAACUUUGAUCGUGUCCAAGAAGUCCCACAUGAGGGUCCCAUGUGUGAUCUUUUGUGGUCUGAUCCCGAUGACCGAUGUGGGUGGGGUAUUUCACCUAGAGGUGCUGGAUAUACCUUUGGUCAGGACAUCUCUGAGCAAUUCAACCAUACUAACAAUUUAAAGCUGAUUGCAAGGGCUCAUCAGCUUGUCAUGGAAGGCUAUAACUGGGGUCAUGACCAAAAGGUGGUCACUAUAUUUAGUGCACCUAAUUAUUGCUACCGUUGUGGAAACAUGGCAUCUAUUUUGGAAGUCGAUGAUUGCAAGGGUCACACGUUCAUCCAGUUUGAGCCAGCUCCACGGAGGGGAGAACCCGAUGUAACCAGGAGAACACCUGAUUACUUCCUAUAAGCUAAAACCUCUAAGCAUUGAGCUGCUGUGGAUCCUGUGGCCGGUGCCUACUACUUCCUGGGUUUUCUUGUUCCGAGAGGCAUCUUUCGUUUAUCUUAAGAAGACUAAGACGGACGAACUUUCACUUCGACGGUAUAGGGUAAAAGGUGGAGAAAAUGCAGCUAUUUAGAUAAGGGGAGAAAGGUGGGGUUUUGAGCUUUAGCGAGGUAGGGUUUCCUUGAAUGUGAUUGUCAAAAGGAAUUAUGGGGUUUUGGUUCAAGUGUGUCCUCUCAACAGGAAGAAGGCAAAAGCAGUGGAGUUGGGCAAAUGAUGCAUGCAGUAUAUGUAACAUUUUCAGGGCAAGACAGUGGGGGAUCUUUUUUUCUUUUUCUUCUUCUUUCUUGUUUUUAUUCCUUGAUUUUUGUUCUUUCUUCACUUAAUUUUUACUUUUUGUUUUACUAUUUUUGUCCCCUCUUUUAAUUUUCAAUUUCUUUUCUUUCUUUCCUUUCUGUAGAAGGAUUCUUAUUUUGGGGAGAACCGUGGGGGAUAUUUAGAGGACCGAUCAAUCAGAUAACUGGUUAAUGGGGUGCUUUCUCGUGAGUACUUUUCAGUCAUUGUUCCUGUUGUUAAGCUGUUGUUAAGCUUAUUGAUCUGAUCGAGUUUUCUGCUGUAGGAACUUGCUUUACAUAUGGUAUAUGGUUGUCUGUUAGGCCCUACUGUUCCUCAAAUCGGGUUUCCUCGAAUAAGUUUGUUUUUGGUUG